Messenger RNA from Paramecium primaurelia, 574 nucleotides. The record is from the annotation of a GenBank genome assembly. Lineage: Eukaryota; Ciliophora; Oligohymenophorea; Peniculida; Parameciidae.
AUGAAAUAAAUUCUCAUUUUAGCAUUACUCCUAAUCUUAGUUCUUGGUGAUUAACAUUAUAAUAAACGAGAACAUUAUAAACACAAGAAAGGACAUGGUAAAUAAAUUAGUAUAAACUAGUAUUUAAGUGGAUUUUGAUUUCUAUAUUUGCAGUUGUGGCUUUUAUAGUAAUUAGAAAAAUAGUAAGAAGAAGAAGACAUAUGAAGAGAAUGAAAAAGCAGGGAAAGAAUUAAUUAUCAGAAUCUGUAGCUUUUGGAGAACCAAUUAAUGGUAAUGUCUAACAACCUUAAUUUUAUGCUGUUCCUAUUGAAUAAUAUGAACAAUUUAAAAAUUGGAUGAAAUAGUAAAAAUAACAAUAAGAAGCAUUAUUAUAAUAAUAAUAAUAGAUACAACAAUAAUUAUUAUUAUAAUAAUAAUAGUCUACUCAAAACAUUUAAAAUCCUUAAUAACCUGUUGCUGGAUAUCCAAUAUAUUAAUAAUAUCCUCAAUAAGUACCAUAAAUAGUUUACCCUUAAUUAUUGAAUAAGAGUCAUGUUGAAACUUAAUUAACUGAUGUUAGGGGUCCAUAAUGAAC